This is a messenger RNA of Brassica rapa (field mustard), 1192 nucleotides long. RefSeq lists its product as uncharacterized. Lineage: Eukaryota; Viridiplantae; Streptophyta; Magnoliopsida; Brassicales; Brassicaceae. The record is from RefSeq and is a predicted model, not a curated record.
UUUGAUGAUGUAGUUGUCAGUACCAAGUAGUGGGAAAAGGCAAACUUUUGACUUCAUUUACUUCUCAUAUGUAUUGGUUUGGAUAGUUCAGUUUGAUCCAGUUUGGUUACAUGAUAAUAUGAUAUUAAUUAUUACACACAACUUGUCGAUCUUGAAUGUAAGUUGUGUUGUAAUGUGUGUGUGUAAGAAAGAAGAUAAAAAUCACGUGGGGAGGCAUGUGGGAGGUUAGGGAGAAGGAUAGGGAGAGGCCUAAAGGAGGUUAAAUGGAUAACAAAAACUUAAAAAUGUUUUAAGAAAACAAAGUGAUGUCUCGUGGAAGCUCUUAUUGCGGAUCUUGCCUCUCUCUCCCCCUUGCUUUACCAUUACUAAUCCCUUUUAAUUAAUAACUACUAUUAUAAUAUGUUUAAGAGAGAGAGGGUGUAUGUGUAUAAAUACACACAACAAGUCGUUCUCGAGCUCCACCAAUCCGAUUCUCUGAUUGGAAGAAGAAGGUUUCCUCUUUUCAAGAAUCGAGUAAACAGAAUAAUAAAAAAUGGCAUCAUGGAAGAAAACAAUAGCAACACCAUUCAAGAAGGCAGCAACACUCUUCAACCAACCGCAGCAAUCGCCACAAAAGGGUUGCGGCCGUGGUGGAAGAAUGGAUGCGAAAGCGAGGGAAGAGCACGAGAGGAGGACUGUACAAGAACUUCAAGGAGAAGUCAUGGCUUGUGGAUACGACGAUGUUCUCGUCAUGUGGUCUAUUCUUGACAAAUCCAACUCCUUCAGUAACCUCACUUCUUAACCCCAAAACCAAAUCCCAAAACAUGGUUUUCUUUUCUCCUGUUGUACAUAUGUUAAAAGCGGUAUUAGCUCGCCAUAGCGAUCACAUCCUUCUCCUCUUCUUACUUAUCCUUUCUUCUUCCUCGGUCGUGGCUUUUUUUUAAAUGGUCUUAUGAUUUUUUUCUCGAUGAAUUAUCGUCGAGGAUUUCGAUGUUACUCUUUUCUCUUUUCAUAAUCCAUGUGAUUAUGUUAUGGUGGGACAUUUUUUGGAGAGGAAAAAAUUGUGUUUCUUGAGUUCUAUAUCAUUUUCUUGAGAUGAUUGGCAUUUUUUUUUCAUGAGUUCUCCAUAAUGUAAAAGCCAUGUAUUGACCGACGUUGCACAUGUAUUAAAUUAUUAAUCAGAAGAAGAAAAGAGAUCCAUUAUUGUGAUUGA